This is a messenger RNA of Pieris napi, 1491 nucleotides long. RefSeq names its product putative nuclease HARBI1. The record is from RefSeq and is a predicted model, not a curated record. Lineage: Eukaryota; Metazoa; Arthropoda; Insecta; Lepidoptera; Pieridae. The coding region runs from base 372 to 1457 and encodes 361 amino acids. The transcript is spliced from 2 exons.
CGGUACACAUAUAUCUUCAAUUUAUUGUUAUUUAUGUAUUUAUUUAUUUUAUUAUUGCAAUAACUAGAAAUUUACGAGUAACCUUUAGAAAAUGUAUUUAAAGAUGGCAAUAAUUUUGUUACGUAGAACGGAUCGCAUUGUUUUGGCAACAGCAACAGAGAACUUGUAUCAACAAUUCAAAAGUUUCAACCGCUUUUUCACUUCUCUGUUUCUGUUUGUUUGAGCAUAUAAAUAUUUAUUAAAACAACGACUGGCUUUGUGACUUGGACCUGUACCGAUCCCGUAUACCUACUUAAGACCUACGCUUUCCUGAAGGACUGUGACGUUUUGUGUUUUGGCUUUGAUACGAAUUUUCAAUAUCGAAAGUGACAAUGGAGAAUAUAGAGAGAGUUCUAACUUCAAUAGAAAACAUUGAAACGUUAGGAACUGCAGCCGAUAUGAAUCCCCGUAUGCCUAAGCUAUAUGUUCGGAACGAAUACAACCAAAAUCCUUUCGAGCUGUACAGUGAGAAUGAAUUUAAAAGAAGGUACCGUUUUUUUAAACACACGGUACUAAAUGUGAUCCUGCCACUGAUAAUUACAAACUUACAACCUUUUAAUAACAGAGGAUUGCCAAUUCUACCGCAAUUGCAAAUACUUAUUGCAUUAAGGUUUUAUGCAACUGGAUGUUUUCAGAUGGUGUGUGGUGAUUUGAACAGCAUAAGCCAAUCUUCAGUGUGCUUAAUUGUAAAUAAAGUUUCCGCAGAGUUGAGUAAAUUACUUCCUAGAUUUGUGAAUUUUCCAAGAAAUAUGACCACAGUCAAAAGGAAGUUUGAAGAAUUAGGAAAAUCUAAUACGCACCAUGGCCUAAAUAAUAUAAUCGGAGCUAUUGACUGUACCCACAUUAAAAUUAAUAGACCCAGAGGUAUCACCCACUCUGAAGCAUACAGGAAUAGAAAAGGGUAUUUUUCUGUAAAUGUGCAAGCUAUAAUAGGGCCUGAUCUCGAAAUAUUUGAUAUAGUGACUAGGUGGCCUGGAAGUUCACACGACAGCAGGAUAUUUAGAAACAGCCAGGCGUAUGCAAGACUGGUAAAUGGUGAACUAGAAGGAGUUUUAGUAGGUGACAGCGGCUAUCCAGCACUGAACUUCAUGUUAACACCACUUUUGAAUCCACAAACAAGAGCUGACAAUAAUUAUAAUUAUUCUCAAUUGAGAACUAGGAAUAUUGUUGAAAGGUUUUUCGGAGUGUGGAAAAAGAAAUUUCCAUGUUUGCAGAGAGGACUACGAUCAAAAUUGACAAAUACCAGCAACAUAAUUAUAGCUUGUGCUGUAUUACAUAAUAUAGGUAUACAGAGAGGGGAUGUUUAUGACGAUGGUGAUUUUACUGAUCAAACACCAGAAGUCGAACAACACAGAAACAAUGAAAGAUCUACUACAGGUCUAGCAUUCCGGCAAUCUGUGAUUGCACAAUUUAACUAGGUUGGUUUGGUAAUAAAGAAAAUUAAAACAAAAA